Oncorhynchus nerka (sockeye salmon) is the source of this 2799-nucleotide messenger RNA. RefSeq names its product transmembrane protein 178B-like. The transcript has 4 exons. The record is from RefSeq and is a predicted model, not a curated record. Lineage: Eukaryota; Metazoa; Chordata; Actinopteri; Salmoniformes; Salmonidae. Gene Ontology annotation, cellular component: membrane. The coding region runs from base 471 to 1382 and encodes 303 amino acids.
CCUCCUCCUCCUCCUCUCCCUUGUAACUAUUCCCCAGGUCGUUGUUAUAAAUUACAAUGUGUUCAAUUUGCCUGGUAAAAUAAGGGUUAAAUACAAAAACAAUGUUUUAAAACUCACUAAUGAAUCCCUCUUGAGCAAUAUUGGAUAGAUCGACAGCCAGAGAGAAUGGUACCAAAAUACAGGCCUGGCCUGACGUAUUUUACAACAACAACAAAAAUAGCUUAAUGAUUACUGGUAUUUGGACGUGCUGUACCAAUCAACGAGAUCUGUUAUCAAUAUACUGGCCUAGGAUGAUAUAUUAAUGCUGCGGCAGAGAGCGACGAAAUCUCCCAGCACGAACCGGUGAUUGCUACCCGGGGAAUAAAUUAUCCAGGCAGCAGGCGCUAGAGAGGACCACCCCCCCUUCCCCUUCCCCCAACUGUCGAACAGAAGGAAUCUCUUCUAUACACUACCGCGUCCGGUCGAACAUCAUGUCUACUAUGAGGACGUUGACGGUCGCGGGAUUGUUUCUGGCGUUUUGCGCGUUGGGACUCAUAGCAGUCGCAAUAUGUACUGACAAUUGGUACGAGACGGAUGCGAGGAGACACAGGGAACGUUGUAAGAAUUAUUCCAACAAAAGGAACGACCCCGGAUUCAUCUAUAUCUCCAACCAGAACCUCCCACUCCGUAUGUUACCGAAGGAGAAUAACGUGGAGAGGAAGGGGUCGAGUGGAGGACUCCUCCUGCGGGCUAAGCGGCACUUCUUGCCCCCCGCCCCGGCCAUGGAGUCCCUCUGCAGUCGGCAGUACAACUCUACCAUCUCCGGGCUGUGGAGGAAAUGUCAUCGGGAGGGAUUCGACCUGGAGACAGAGGAUCUCAUCUUUAAAGGUUUAGUUCAGCGCUGCACACCAAUAAAAUACUACUACUAUUCUUUAGCCCUCCCCAGAAAGCUGAGCAUCAAUAUAAUCAAGACUAUUCGUCAGGAUGAGUGGCACGCACUCCACCUGCAGAGAAUGACAGUCAGUUUCAUCGGCAUGGCUGUGUCCAUCAUCCUGUUCGGCUGGAUGAUCGGAGCUCUGGGCUGCUGUCAGCAGCAUGACCUGAUGCAGUACGUAGCGGGACUGCUCUUUCUCAUGGGAGGAACGUGCUGUAUCAUCUCUCUGUGUACAUGUGUAGCAGGGAUCAACUUCCAACUGUCCCGUUAUCCUCGGUAUAUGUAUGGGAUCCCAGAGGACAUCAGUCACGGAUACGGCUGGUCCAUGUUCUGCGCAUGGGGGGGCCUAGGUCUCACCCUAUUGGCCGGCUUCCUGUGCACGCUGGCUCCUUCCCUCUACCCCCCCGUGCCUCACACUAUGGUAGAGAGGCUGCAACGCAAGCCUCGACAUGAGAACGGCUGCGUGUGACACCAUAGAAAUAGGAUUACUAUUUGACUUCAAUGGGAAUGUCCGUUCUAGUAAUGGGAAUGUUCGUUCUAGUAAUGGGAAUGACCAUUCUAGUAAUGGGAAUGUCCGUUCUAGUAAUGGGAAUGUCCGUUCUAGUAAUGGGAAUGUCCAUUCUAGUAAUGGGAAUGACUAUUCUAGUAAUGGGAAUGUCCAUUCUAGUAAUGGGAAUGACUAUUCUAGUAAUGGGAAUGUCCGUUCUAGUAAUGGGAAUGUCUGUUCUAGUAAUGGGAAUGUCUGUUCUAGUAAUGGGAAUGUCUGUUCUAGUAAUGGGAAUGUCCAUUCAAGUAAUGGGAAUGUCUGUUCUAGUAAUGGGAAUGUCUGUUCUAGUAAUGGGAAUGUCCAUUCUAGUAAUGGGAAUGUCUGUUCUAGUAAUGGGAAUGUCCAUUCUAGUAAUGGGAAUGUCUGUUCUAGUAAUGGGAAUGUCUGUUCUAGUAAUGGGAAUGUCCGUUCUAGUAAUGUGAAUGUCCAUUUGAGAAUGUCUGUUCUAGUAAUGGGAAUGUCCAUUCUAGUAAUGUGAAUGUCCAUUCUAGUAAUGGGAAUGACUAUUCUAGUAAUGGGAAUGUCUGUUCUAGUAAUUCUAUUUCUAUGUGUGGCUCUCUGCCAAACCUUCAACUCCCAGUGACAGGAGUGUGUCAGUAUCUGCCAGACUUUCCGUGUCAGUAUCUGCCAGACUUUCCGUGUCAGUAUCUGCCAGACUUUCCGUGUCAGUAUCUGCCAGACUUUCCGUGUCAGUAUCUGCCAGACUUUCCAGUGACAGGACACUCAUCCCUCUUGUCUCUUCUCCAUCCUUUGACAGUCAGUCAUCCCUUCCUCUGAAAAAAAGAUGUUGAUAUGUGCUGGUCUGACUGGACUGGGGACGUUACCCAGGGACUAAGAAGUAAGAUCUGUCAGACACACAGCAUUGAUUUGCACAAAGAAAAGAAACAGACAAAAAUAUUCUGUCUCUCAAGCUUGAAGGGAAUUUGUUAACGGUUGGAUGAUGACAGUUUACUGAAGAGGAAUUUUUUUAAAUUUAUUUUUUAACCUUUAUUUAACCAGGCAAGUCAGUUAAGAACACAUUCUUAUUUUCAAUGACGGCCUAGGAACAGUGGGGUUAACUGCCUGUUCAGGGGCAGAACGACAGAUUUGUACCUUGUCAGCUCGGGGGUUUGAACUUGCAACCUUCCGGUUACUAGUCCAACGCUCUAACCACUAGGCUACGCUGCCGCCCCAAGAGGAAUUCAAAUCUUCUUCUGGUGCUUUCUUUUCUUCUGUCCUCCUACUCCUCUUCCUCCUCUUCCUCCUCCCUAACCAAAACUGUCAACAGCUACAGACUUAUAUUUCUGUCCCAUAAUGAAUUGUUUAGUGGAGAAGUUACUCUAGUAAAUAUCUUCCUGUA